Messenger RNA from Juglans microcarpa x Juglans regia, 2393 nucleotides. RefSeq names its product far upstream element-binding protein 2-like. Lineage: Eukaryota; Viridiplantae; Streptophyta; Magnoliopsida; Fagales; Juglandaceae. Gene Ontology annotation, biological process: regulation of gene expression. The record is from RefSeq and is a predicted model, not a curated record. Gene Ontology annotation, cellular component: cytoplasm. Gene Ontology annotation, molecular function: mRNA binding.
GUUCUUAUCUCGCGUCUAACGCAGUCUCUCUCUUUGCCCCUAGGGUUUCUCUCAUCUCUGUCUCUCGGUUGCAAUGGCCGACGAAGCUCAGUACUCGUCCGGCAGUGACACAACCACCAACAAGCGCAAGUACGAGGACCCAACGGUGCCAUCUACUGGUGCUCGCCGGCCCACUGGCUUCUCCGCCCCGAUCGUGCCUCAGUCACCCGACUCGGGCCACGCUCCACCGGCCUCGUACAACAGCGUACCGCCGCCCGUAGACGGGUUAACUCUUGCCAAGCAGCGUGCUCAGGAGGUCGCUGCUAGGCUCUUUAACAACUCUGGUGCCGCCGCUGGCGCUGGUGCUCUUGACGCCAAGCGCCCUAAGAUUGAGAAUGGCGCUUCUGGCUUCGAUUCCAACGAUUCUGGAUUUAGCUCCGCUCCCUCUGAUGUGAAACCUCAUACUCUGCACUCGGCUCCUUCAGCACCCAUUCCAUAUGGCUUCCAGGGUUUGAGCUCGAGCAAAAAGAUCGAUAUUCCGAAUGGUAGAGUUGGUGUUAUUAUUGGGAAAGGAGGAGAGACAAUCAAAUAUCUUCAGCUUCAGUCUGGAGCAAAGAUCCAAGUCACUCGAGAUCUGGAUGCGGACCCCAAUUCUCUGACUAGGAUGGUGGAGCUCAUGGGUACUCAAGAACAGAUUAUAAAGGCUGAGCAGCUGAUAAACGAAGUUCUUGGAGAGGCUGAAGCAGGCGGUUCUGGCGUAGUUUCUCGAAGAUUUACUGGACAAACGGGCUCUGAUACAUUUGUGAUGAAAGUUCCAAAUAACAAGGUUGGUUUAGUAAUUGGUAAAGGAGGAGAAACAAUUAAAAAUAUGCAAGCCAGGACUGGAGCUCGUAUUCAGGUGAUACCUUUGCAUCUUCCCCCUGGUGAUCCAUCGACAGAAAGGACACUACAGAUUGAUGGGACCAAUGAACAAAUUGAGUCUGCUAAACAGUUGGUCAAUGAAGUCAUUAGUGAGAAUCGUGCCAGAAAUCCAGCAAUGUCUGGUGGAUAUUCUCAACAAGGUUACCAAGCACGACCUCCUACGGCUUGGGCACCUGGGGCACCUCCCAUGCAACAAUCAGGUUAUGGCUAUGUGCAGCCUGGAGCAUAUCCGGGCCCAUCUCCCCAGUAUAACAUGUCUCAGCCUUCUUAUCCAGGCUACCCUCCCCAACCUGCAUCUGGUGGAUACCCCUCCAAUUGGGACCAGUCAGCUGUCGCAUCAUCUCAGCAGACCUCUCAGGGUAGUGGUUAUGAUUAUUACAGUCAACAGCCGGCUUCACAGCAACCGCAAACCCCUGGUGGUCCUGCAGCUCCAGCUGAUAAUUCUGGUUACAAUUACACUCAGCCACAGCCUCCGAGUUAUAAUCAACAGGGACAAGGUUAUCCUCAGGAUGGCUAUGGUGGGUAUCAUGCACCACAACAAUCUGGAUAUGGUCAGCCACCACCAUAUGAUCAACAGCAAGGUUAUCCUUCUGCAUCUGGCUACGGGAAUGUGACCAACCCAACACAAGAUGGGCACACUCCCUCUUAUGGGUCCCAAGGGGAAUCAGCUCAGGCUCCACCUGUCCAGCCUGCUUCCGUAGGGCAGCAAGCAUACACUAGUGCUCAACUGCCUAGCCCAAGUGCUGCAAGUUAUCCACCUCAAGGAACAACUCAGCAAGGUUAUGGAAUGCCCCCAACUUCCCAAACUGGCUAUGGAAAUCAAGCUCCGGCUCAGUCUGGAUAUGGGCCUGGCUAUGGACCACCUCAGUCUCAGAAACCUCUUGCCAAUCCCCCAGUUUAUGGACAGGCUAGUCAGUCACCAAGCACUCCUGGAGGCUAUGGCCAGCCUGCCCCAGUGCAGCAAGGAUAUCCCCAUUCUCAAGCACCACCGUCUAGUUAUGCCCAACUAGAGACUGGUCUGCAACGCCCACCAUCCAAUUAUGGUGCUGCAGCUGGUCAGCCAGGUUAUGGACCUCCAACUUAUGGUGCGCCGCCUGUCAGUCAGCCAGGUUAUGGACAGGCACCACCACCGUACAACUAUGGUACUGCCUACUCACAGCCCCCAGUCUAUUCUGCUGAUGGUAAUACAGGUGGGAACAAUCGGGGGACUUAUGAUGCAACACCUGCUGCUCAGACUUCUCAGCAGAGUGUAUCCGCCAAGACAUCACCCCAGAGCUGAUGAUAUCUGGUGAGUUGGGGUCAUUUUGAUGCUUUGAUGAAUGGUUUUUAUAUUCCUGUGGUUAGGUCUAGUUAGGUUUGUAUCGCCGAAGCGAUUGAUCUAAGGUAAGGAAUUUGUAUUCCUGUGGUUUCUUUUCCUGUGCUUUGAUGUCGACUGGUUCUUUAAUAUUAUAACUCUGCUAGUAUAAUAAUCUUUCAGCUUUUAUUUCUGGUCA